AUGUCAGGCCAAAAUAAUGCUGAUACAGUUUCAGAUCUGAAUUACAUUCUAUGUGAAGGUGCCAGAAGUCCAACGCUUACCUGUUCUCCAUCACAAAUCAUCAUAAUUGAAGAUGCCGUUUAUGGUAGAACAGACUCCAUUGUGUGUCCUCACCCAAGUGUUAAAUCUAGCGUGUCCUAUUCGUGUAAAAGGACAGAUACCAACCGUGUAGCGAGUAAAUGUGAUUACAACCAAAUAUGUUUACCAGAUUCUUCGAAUAAAGAUGGAGAUCCUUGCCCUGGUACAUACAAAUACCUAAAUGUGACUUACAGGUGUGUCGAAGGUAUGACAACAAACUACAUAAAUCAAUCCACAUCUACUCCUUCAAAAGUGGAUAGCAACAAAAGCAUAGCAGGUUUGGUUGCAGGUAUUGUAACUGGUUUUGGUUUCAUUGCUUUGGUAGUUGUUAUCUUCAUACUUAGACGUUUCUCUUUUUCCUGUUUUGCAAGGAAAGUUCCAAAUGAAAAUGAAGUUGACGAACAAGAUUAUACAGGGGAUCAAAUUGUUUCUUACAUUAACUCAAACGCUUCUGCUAUUCAAAAAGACAAUCAUUACUAUGCCACACUUGGAAAUGAAACAGAUGGUCAUAAUUAUGGAGAAUUGGAAAAUUCUCCACAGUGUGCAAUCGAAUACCAUACUAACGAACCGCAUUCUUAUAUGACCGUGUAUGAUUCUCUUGACCAGAAUAGACAAUCGGCAAUAACUAAUGCGACAUAUGAAGAAGUUCAACAAAAAGACAAUGGUUCAACAUCAAUUCUUGGAAAAACUGGAGACAAACAUUAUGAUUAUGCAGAAUUUGAAACAAACUUAACAGCACGCGAUGAUUCUAGUUAAAAAUAUCGAAACAGUCAAACGAUGAUUCUAGCUAAAAUAUAUUUGUCAGUUAAACAACGGUACUUUAUUCUUGAUCCAAAGGACAUAGAUACUAUGAAAGAAGCUCAAAUUAGAAAUGCCACAGUUUUGGAAUAGAAUAAGGCUAUAACCAGACGAAGGACUGUUCGGUUCUUGAUCCAAAUAAAACAGUCGUUGAUAGAAGCAAAAAUAAAAACUUAGAUACUUCGUGAGAGUACAUGCUUCCAAGGAAACUUAUAAUAUAGGCCAAUACUAUAAACGGAGUACAUUUUAAUUGACCAUUAAAUAUAAAGUGAA
Messenger RNA from Mytilus trossulus (common blue mussel), 1188 nucleotides. RefSeq lists its product as uncharacterized. NCBI's taxonomy places the organism in Eukaryota, Metazoa, Mollusca, Bivalvia, Mytilida, Mytilidae. Bases 1 to 873 code for a protein of 290 amino acids. Gene Ontology annotation, molecular function: carbohydrate binding. The record is from RefSeq and is a predicted model, not a curated record. The transcript has 5 exons.